AUACACUUAGACUUCUCAAUUUUUAAGAACUUAUCACCAGUUUGUUUAUUAUAACCUACAAACUUCGAACAUGUCUGAAGAAACAAUUUUAAACAAAACAAUUAAAAUUGAACCGUUCGAUGAUUAUCCUCAAGUAAAACAGGAAUUCGAUGAUUAUGAUACGUCAAAUUUGUAUAUGGAUGAUGAUGUAUGUUUGCAGCAAUUUCUAAAAUCUGAGGUUACAAUUGACGAGGAAAUAAAACAAGAGACGAUUUAUGAGCAAGAUGACGUGACUAGUACAAACAAAACUGUUUUAGAUGAAAAUUUUUCCAUAUGUAACGACGAGAUCAGUGAAUCAAGUACGAUAGUCGAUAGUACAAACAAAACAUUUGACAAAGUUUCAAGAAAGCGUAAGACAACUAGUAAGUUGAAAUAUAAAUGUAAAUCAUGCAGUAAAACAUUUGUAGCAAAACAAGGCUUACAACAACAUGAAAUGAUUCACACUGGGGAACGCCCUUAUGAGUGCAAAAUGUGCAAUAAAAGAUUUUCACAGAUAAGUAAUUUAAGACAGCAUUUAUCAGUGCAUACUGAAGAACGACCUUACACAUGUGAAAUAUGUAAUAAAACAUUCAAAAUGAAAAAAAUUUUAAAACAACAUGAAGCGCUCCAUUCUGGAGAACGCUCUUAUGAGUGCAAAAUAUGCAAUAAAACAUUUUUACAGUCUAAUGGUUUAAGACAGCAUUUAUCAGUUCAUACUGGAGAACGUCCUUAUGUGUGCGAAAUAUGCAAUAAAACAUUCACAACAAAAAAUAGCUUAAAACAACAUGAAAUGAUCCAUACUGGUGAACGGCCUCAUGAGUGCAAAAUAUGCAACAAAAGAUUUGCACUGAUAGGUAAUUUAAGAAAGCAUUUAUUAGUGCAUACAGAAGAACGACCUUAUGAAUGUAAGACAUGCAAUAAAACAUUCAAAACAAAACCUGUAUUAAAGCGACAUGUAAGAGGACAUACUAGAGAACAAACUAUAAUUAAAAAGUCAACUAAUUAGUUGAAUAAGUCUAGAAAUUGUCCCAUCUUAUAAUUCCUUCCAUUUACUUAAUUUAUAUUUAUACAGGAUAUUAAUUGCGCUUUAUUUAAUAUAUAUUUCA
This is a messenger RNA of Ctenocephalides felis (cat flea), 1124 nucleotides long. Its product is annotated as gastrula zinc finger protein XlCGF52.1-like. The record is from RefSeq and is a predicted model, not a curated record. Gene Ontology annotation, biological process: regulation of transcription by RNA polymerase II. Gene Ontology annotation, cellular component: PcG protein complex; transcription regulator complex. The coding region runs from base 71 to 1024 and encodes 317 amino acids. Lineage: Eukaryota; Metazoa; Arthropoda; Insecta; Siphonaptera; Pulicidae. Gene Ontology annotation, molecular function: DNA-binding transcription factor activity, RNA polymerase II-specific; RNA polymerase II cis-regulatory region sequence-specific DNA binding. The transcript has a single exon.